UAUGGAUUGGCAAAUACAAAUACAAGUCACAGACGGCCGAUCUAUUCUGUACGAUGCGGUCAACUGGAAGCUCGCCAAAGAGUCCCACCAUUUCGUCUGAUCAGCUGACAACCUUCAUUUCACCUACUCUUACUUGCCGCCAUGGAGUCAAACGAACGAAAGAACCAACAUACCCAAUCGAAGCUGGUUCACAAAACGAAAGCGGUUGACGAAAAUGUAAAACUAAUGGAGGCCAUUCAUGACUUAAGACUCGCUACCAUUCGAGGGGAUCUCCAAGCCGUUAAAGAUGCUCUCGAUAAAGGUCUGACUGUGAACCAGCCGCUCAAAGGUGGAUGGACGGCUCUGAUGUAUGCUUGCUCCUUGGGUCAUCCUCUUAUUGUUGAAUUUCUCUUACAACAAGGUGCCAAUCCUAACUUCCAUAAAGAAUUAUUCACCCCCUUAAUGGCAACAUGCGCCUCGACACAAGAACACGAGGAUAGACUCGUGCAGUGUGUAGACCUGCUACUGCGAUACAAAGCCAAUGUCAACAUCACGGAGAGACAUCACAUAUCUGCCCUCAUGUUCGCUGCCAAGGAAGGCCAUGCCAAGAUUGUGGCUCAGUUACUGGGAGAAAACUGCAACUGUGAGAUAGAUGCACAGGACAGUCAAGGAUGGACGGCACUUUUCUGGGCUGUCAACAAGGGGCGAGCGAAUGUGGUUGAGAUCUUAGUGAGAAAGGGAGCGAAAGUGGACAUACUGGAUCGGCGGAGUCACACAGCUAUUGACUUGGCUCAGAACAAACGGCUUGACCAAAUUGUUGAGAUUUUGAAAAGAAAACAACCUAUAAUAGAAUAUUCACAAUCAGAACAAGUGAAUUAUGAUUCAUCAGGUUUCAAACAGAAGUAUGAGUUUGAGAAAAAUGCAGAUUCUAUGUUGCAAGUGAUACUGGAAGAAUUGUCUGCAACUGCAGUAAAUAACAACGGCAGGUGUGGAAACCGUUAUAAAACACUGUUUAAUGGCAUGGAAUUUGAGAACAACCUGGAACUGCUGAAACCACAUGAAGAAAUGAUCUUGAAAGUUGCUUCUUCACUUAAUGGAUGUUUCCAAAACUCAUUAUUAACAAACAAGUUCCCAAAAAACUCUAAGUAUAAAUAUAAAUCAGUAGAGACAAGCUGGAAGAAUAUUCCUUACAGUGCUAUUGAGGCUAGAGAAGUGCUGGGCCACAUGGUGAGGCAUCUAGAGAGUCUCUAUACAAGCAUGUCAUACAUACGGCUGCACAUGCAGGGAAACCCCCCAGCUGCUCUGCUGGAGGACAAACAUGCAGUUAUAUCAGAGAUUGUCACUCUCUCAGACAAAGCUCUGCAAAGUGUCAAACUUCUUUAUGAUGAAAUUUACUUCUUCCACCAAUAUACUAAACAGCUGGAAGGCUGUGACCAAGUGAUACCGGCUGACACUGUGAAGGAACAGAAGACAGACAGACACUAUGUCAAGACUGUCUCUAGUUGUGUCAUUGCUGCGGCCGUUGUCAUACUACUCUUCAAUAGCAAAUUCCUCACUUUGUCUAUCUUUAGUAAAUAAAGCUGUUAUAAACUAUAAAA
This is a messenger RNA of Homalodisca vitripennis (glassy-winged sharpshooter), 1577 nucleotides long. RefSeq names its product ankyrin repeat, SAM and basic leucine zipper domain-containing protein 1-like. Bases 142 to 1557 code for a protein of 471 amino acids. Gene Ontology annotation, molecular function: protein binding. Gene Ontology annotation, cellular component: pi-body. NCBI's taxonomy places the organism in Eukaryota, Metazoa, Arthropoda, Insecta, Hemiptera, Cicadellidae. The transcript is spliced from 9 exons. Gene Ontology annotation, biological process: piRNA processing. The record is from RefSeq and is a predicted model, not a curated record.